AUGGAUGACCAAGUGAAAGAUGCCUGGUACAAAAAAGCCACACUGUAUGAUUUCACCUAUGUAAAUAAGGAAAUCCACAGCAACAGAACCUACAGCUCUUCUCCCGGGCGAGGCCUGUCACCGACCAGCAGUAGCUCCGCUCAGCCCGGAGCUCUCCUAAUCCCCGAGCUCAAAGCAGGAAUUUACCUGGGCGAAUCGGCGUCUGAAUCCAAGGGGAGGCCGAGGCCGCUGUGGCGAGAGACUAUAAUCCGGGCCGGGAGGGGGGGUGGCUACGGCUCCUCUUCCGUCUCCUCAGUGCGGGGAACAUGUAGAGCCGGGGGGAGACCAGCCGAGAAGACAAAUCGCUGCUUCUUCUUCCUCCUCCUCCUCCUUCUCCCACAUAGAAACACUCACAAACACCCGACCAGGGGCCCGAGCUACCGGGGGGGCAUCGCCGCCGGCCCGGGAACCAAUCCUCCAGUCGGCGGGGGCGUCCCUCCCUGCGGCUUGGUGGUGUCGGAACAAAAUGCCGACCGGAAGUGCAGCUGCAGGAAUGACUCCCUCCGCCGGCGCCAAACACUAACAACCACCCCCUCUUCCCCACUCCACUUCCGCCACCGCCGCGCCGCCGCCGCCACUUGGGCUCUCGUCUUCGGCCGCGCCGCACUGCACGGCCCGCGCCGCUCAGCUCGGAACCGCAGCCCGGGCCCGGAGGCGGCCGGCAGCGAGGCGGCGGGGGCCUCUCCUCCGCGCCCUUCUCGUCAGGGCGGCUGUGGACACUGCCUUUUAGUGUCGAUCCUGCGGAGCGGCAUUUUCGCUGUGGCACGGGUAGACCGAGAGGUCUUUAUUUUCCUGGAGGCCGACCGGAGCGGGGCCCGAGCCUCGGUUGUGGUCGUGUGCGUGGGGGGCUCUCAGGCCCGGACCGGCUCGCAGGCCACGCACGCCGCCCCAGCUGCUCGUCAUUAGCUCUUGGGAGCCGAGCUCGGGGCGGCCACGUAGAGGACGCCCGCGAUCCGACGGCGACCGAGCAUUUUUUAAAUGGUGUCCCUGCAGCCGGGUGGAUGGAUGCAUCGUAUUGUACACUCUGCUCUCUUUUUGAGAGGCCGGACUUUACGCCCGUCUCUUCAUUAUUUCUGCGGAGUAAGGACUCAACCCUUGGAGGAGGCGAAGAUUCUCAGCUGGAUUGAAUUGGAAUCGUGUUUGUAAUGCAUUUAUUUCUGGAAAUAUGUGGUCUUUUCUGGGCUCGCUUUUUGUUGGUGGUGGUUUUGGCUCUUGCCUAGCAGUCGGGAUAAAGGCCUGUAGGCGACGCUGUUCGAGCGAGGAGCCGGCCCGCGGUGGGCCCGGAGCGCGCCCCGUUCUAGGUGUGGGUGGAGCCGAGCGCGCGGGGAGAGCCGGCGGACUGCGGGCCAGCGGCCCGCCGAUUUCAGACAUCGUUUUCCUCUUUACGCUCGAAACAGAGGUCCUGACCAAGGCUGGAGUACAGAUGCGAUUCUGUGUACAGUACCGAACCUUCUGUAGUCUCUUACUGAAACACCUGAAAUAACUCUGUCGUACAGUUCACUAUUAAGUUUACUUCUGUAAAUUUAGAGGGUGCUAUUCUUCAGGUAAAAGUGCCUAGGUAAGCGGAUUUUACUCAAACGGGACGAAAUUUGUGUUAUAUCUUCGUGAGUUUACUUAAGUUGUAUGUAAACUGUAUUUGUCUGUGUACCAGUACGCUGAAAGUUAAACAGGCAAAUUUGCCCGCGGGCCAUUCCUUUUGCCUUGGAGAUCGCUACAAGGACUAAAUCAGAUCUUAACACGUCUCUCGAGCCGGCAUUUGCUUAGCCGGGAGUAAAAGCCGAAGCCUUGACCACGGCCUGAAGGCGGUGCGCGCGGUGGGGCGCGGGGAGCCGCCUCGGCCGCGGAGCCAGCAGGGUGUCUGCUCCGCCUUCUGCCAGGCUCCUUCCCCGAGUGCCACAGAGUUUCUUACUUUCAGGGUUUUGCUUGGCUGCCUCCUCGGGGCUCUGUGGCCUCUCUUUAAACUGGACGUUCCCGAUUCCCUCCUCAUUUUUAUCCUGCAGGCAUUCUACUUAUCAUGCUUGUUUAUCUCAUCUGUUUGUACCGAUAGAAUAAUGUAAGCUCCAGGAGGGCGAGGUCCUCCCCCCUCCCCGCCCCAGACUGGUGUUUUGUGUAGAAAAUAUUGCCUGACAACACAGUAUUUGCUUAAUAGCUGGUUAAUGAAUGAACGACGAUUAUAAGGGCCUUGACCUCACCCCACACAUACACCAGUUUCUGAACUCUGUCCCUUACGUGUAUAUACACUUAUAUGCUACAGAGAACUUUUAUGAAAGGUGUGUGAAAACAAAAGAAAACCUGGGGGAAAAGUGCAAGUUUAUUACAAAGUUCUAGGAAACGGCACUACUUCUAGACAUUGAAAGCCCCCUACAAGCACCAGAAGCCCACAAACUAGUGAUAGUUACAUGUUUUUAGAUAAAUGGGCUUGCUCGAGGACAGUACAUUAUGUGAUCCAUUGGAUUAUGUGAGUAUAUUCAUAUUGCUUUCCUCUCUUCCUGAAUCAAACUGCAUUCUUUAUCCAUUCUGUACUCUUUCUUGAAAAAUCAUGCUAAGUUAAUUCACUAAGUUCAAUUAUGUGAAAAUUUGGUUGGCUUAGUCCAAAACCAGCACUGCUGUAGAAAUUCAUUCAGCAAGUACAUAUUGGGCACAAAAUUAUGCCGCCCGGUACAAUGAUUCAAAAGGUGCUGUGUUUCUUGAUUCUUAAAGGACCACAUAUGGCUACUUCGGUUACUACUCAAUUAUGCUGUCAAGCAAAGCAAACGCUUGUUAGAUUUAUUUUUACGGUUUCAUUUUGAAGAAAAGGUUCAGUGAAAGCUGAGGUCAGGCUUAGUUUGGAUAUUUUAAUUCACCUUUUAGUUUGCUGUUCACUUAUUAUGAUAAGCACCAAGUAUACCAAUAAGUUAACUGGUAAAUUGAUUUUUAAAAACUGAAACAAAUUUAGAAUUUUUACUUACUAGUGGUUGGAUGAACAAGACUUUUAAAUUAAAAUAUAUGCUAUAAGCCUUUGGGAAUCAUUUCAUGUAUGGAAAUUUUGGACAAGAAAAGACAAUCUUGAUAAGUAUUUCAUAACCAUUAAUACAAUUAAUUAAACAUUGUCUAGUAAAUCCAACAGUUUGUUCAUUAUUAAGCACAGCUCUGAGUAAUAUACAGAUGGUUUAGAAUGUGUUUUUCAUUUCUUUUCAGAAUACUAAUAUUUCAGUUUUCUUAGAAAAGAAAAUUAUCUUCUUAUAUACUUCCUUAAAUGUUACUGUUAAGCUGAAAAUUUUGCAUGUUCAGGUAACAAAAGUCUUGGCAUUGUUACAGCAUUUAAUUUAAAAUUUUAGAUAUUUUUAGUUUCUUCCCUCACUACUUAAUAGGAACUUACUAGGUGCUAUAAUUAGCUUUUACAGUAGGCACCUCCUAAACAUGAGUGAAUUAAAAACAGGGUCUCUGCCUUUAAGUGGUUUAACUUGUAAAUAGCUUAUAACAAUUUUUUUUUCCAAAUCUUAGAACUAAUGAAAUUGUUUCAAUGCAUAACAGGAUAUUUCUCCAUUAAAUCAACUCGUGUUUUGUUUUCCUAAAUUUGAGUAUCCAAGUUGAGAUCUUACGUAGACUCUUCUAAUAUAAUCUUAGUAUUUAAAACUUUUAUGUCCAAAAUCAGUUGAUUUAUGGUGGCAUUAUGUUUCACUGCUAGAUCCUUGAUUUAUCAAUUCUUAGUUUAUAGGAUAGCCCAAUAAACCUUUAAUCUGACCUUGUAUUGUCUCCUUUAAGUACUGAGUUGCACUACUCACUUUUUUUGCCAAAGAUAUUCCUGUAUAUUCCUAUAUGUAUUCUUGAUCAAUAAGCUGCAAAAGAUUUAAUAAAAUAUUUUAAAAUGCAUUUUAAGUAUUUUCUAUUGAAUGUCAUUAACAGGAAUUGGUAUAGUUGGCAAAUUAUGAAUUAUUUGAUUGAAAAUAUCUUUUAGAUACAAUUUUCCAUAAAAUGAUAGGAAUAAAAAAUUUUAGAAAGUAAUUUUCUUCUCAUUAUGUCUACCAUUUAUCAGUGAUAAAAUUAACUUACAGAGACAAUUUUUGAAAAAACAGACAUGUAGUGUAUAUAUGUUUUGUAGAUUAUUUCAGACUACCAAAAUUAUUUCAUAUAUAGGAUAAUUAAAGUUACUUUAGGAUGAUUUUUAUCUUAAAUUUUGAUAAAGAGUUAGUUGUAGAUGUUGAUUUGAGUGUGAGCUACAAAAUUAUCAGUCUGUAAAUGUUUCUGUUUCAAGUUUUCAAAGUAAAUACCUUAAUCAAAUCUGUGAUAGUGUUUAUGACAAUUAUUCAGCAUAUCUUACCCAUUUUUGUUAAGAUGGUAGAAAUGAAUGGUUAUUCACUUGAAUGACUUUAUUCAUGGUAGCCUUUUAAGAGAACAGGCUUUAUCUUUUCAUUAAUCCUUCUCACCUCUAAUUAAGGAUUUUCUCUAAAUUCAUAGAUUUUAUUAUUCAUUGUUCAGUCGCUGAGUCGUGUCCAACUUACUAUUCACACCAUCCAUUUAUAAUUCUGUGACCUUCCUAUAUUGUUCUUUAUAUUUUUGUGUAGCUAUGCCUUGUGUUCCUGGAUCAAUGUGACUGGUUAUGUGGUAAACUACAUUGUAAGUUUCACUGUGCAUUACAUACUAUGGGGCCCUCAAAAAUUGUACUUCUGAAAUACAAAUUCAAUAUAAAAUUAUUUAGAGUCAUUAAAUCUUCAUGAAAGCCUAACCUUCCGGAACCUACACAUGUGCUGAAUGUGAACCAGAGAAUUAAACUCUACAUGCAUUUUAAUACUAAUGUGGAACAACUGUUUAAAAUUGAUUUUAUCAAUGAAGGAAAAAAUACAAACUCCAAAAUAGGUAUAAAGGGAGUGCUUAUGAUACACAUUUCAAAGCAUCCCCUAUAGACCAGUAUUUUAAAACUGGGUCAUGUACCAUUAUGCGUCAUGAAAUAAACUCAAUGGGUUAAGAAUAGCGUUUUUUAUUUGAAAUAGAUGAAGCAAUCAAAAAUCUAAGAGUACAUCACACAUAGUAAAGUCUGUAUUUAUAAACAUUCAUUUUGUUUGUGUGUGUGCAUGUGCUGGAUUACUUUUUUUUAUUAGGGAUAUUGGCCAGAAAAAGUAGUGUUUUUUAUCUACAGUUCAGAUUUUCCUUUACUUCCUUAGAAAAUGAAAAAAAUGCUAGAAAUUUAUGACUGCCUGUGAAAUAGUGAGGAAUUUUAGAGGAGGCACUAGGAUAUUUCAGAGAAGAUUUUAUAUUACCUAGUCAUAGAAGUUCAAAGCAAACUGCUACCUUCACAAAGUAAUUAUCAUAUGAACAAGUUAUUCCCUGAAGAUAAUAGAUACUCCUCUGAAAGAUAACAAACUUUCAAUAAGGGUUUUCUCUCUAGCCAAAGUAAGGAAUAAUUUCUUAACUUUAUGUAAAUAGUUAACUUUCACUUGCCAUCUAACUCAUCUAUAUAUUUAAGUAAGUGUACUUAAAAUUGUGUACAGAAUUUAAAAGGAGAGAAUUGUGUAAAGAAUUGCAAGGGAGGCAGUAUGCUGUGAUCAGUGGGAUGAAAACUACCUACCAAACAUCAGAAUUAAAAUUUAGACACUUCAAAAAUUUAAGCAUUUCAUUACUUAACCGUUUCACCUUAUUUCAGUCUAGAUUUCAGUAUUGCGAUGUUGGUGAGUGUUAAUAAAAGGGUUUUUUUCAUACAUAUGAUACCAGUACCCUUUCAGUUAGUUAUUUAAGACCUAGUUUUAUUAAAAUCUUAGCUAAACACAAAAUUCUAGAGAACUGACAUGAGAACCUCUAAUUCAAUUACUCAACCAAAGUUAUUCACCCCAAGUAUUACAUUUCACCAAUACCCUAUUGAACUAAGAAAGGAAUUAUAUUACUAACCAGCAGAGGGAGCCAAGUCAGUCCUGAAAGAUAGGAGUACAAAGAAAGACCACAUGACUUCCUGUUUUGAGUUUGUUGUGGCAGCUGUUCAGUUUAGCCUACCAAAAAGCCAAGUAAAAGGAUAGGAAGGUUACCAAUGUAUCAGAUGUGGAUAGGGUAACAAUUGUAACUGUCAAAUUACCUUGCAGGAAGCAAAUUGAAAGAAAACAUUUAUGCUUAAGUUGAGGGCAGCUCUGCAAAGAAUGUACAGCAUAAAAGAGGAUUCUUUAAAAAAAAAAAAGACAUUAAAAAUUAAAUGAGUAAAAUAUGCAAACUAACAUUGGCUUUCUACUAUAGGUGGUGAAACUCAGAUGGCUCAAAAUGAAGUAAUGAUAAGCUUAUUAGCCAUUAAGCAGAAGCAAUUCAAGUAGAAAUAUUAAUAUAAAAGUGGAAAAUGUCUCAGUAGUAUAACCUAAAAAAAUAGUACCUUAGGACAUGAUGAAUUACUAGAUGUAACAGUAAACCAUUCCUUAAUCCAUUUUUAUUGAAAGCUGAAAAUAGUCUCUAAUAGGCACAUUUUAAAUAAAGUUGGUACAUAGAUUGAUCUUACAUUAAAGUUAUAUGUAAUUGUUCCCAUUACCCUCUAUAAACAAAGCAAAAAGUAAUGCCUUCUUGGGUUUCCCUGGUGGCUCAGUGGUAAAGAAUCUGCCUGCCAAUGCAGGAGACAGGUUCAAUCCCUGAGCCGGAAAGAUCCCACAUACCUCAGAGCAACUAAGCCUGUGUGCGACAACUAUUGAGCCUGUGCCCUAGAACUGAGGAGCCUCAACGACAAGUCUGGGUGCCCUAGAGCCCUGGCUCCACAGUAAGAGAAGCUACUGCAAUGAGAAUCCCACACACCGCAACCAGAGAGUAGCCCCUGCUUGCUACAAUUGGAGAAAGCCCAUGCUGCAACAAAGACCCAUCACAGCCAAAAAUAAUUAACUUAAAAAGUUUUUUUUUUUAAAUUUAAAGUUAUACCUUGUUUCAUUUCAGAUGUUUGGGGGAAUAUAGCAGCUAAAGGACAGUUGUACUGUCAGGUUAUUUAAUAUCUUCUAAGAACCUCAAAAUCCUUGAUAGAAUGAUUUUUGGAAGCAAAUAGUAAGAGCUGGGUGUUAGCUAACUAUCAAAAUUUAAAGGCCCAAACUAGUUUAAUAAACUAAAAUAAUGGUAGUCUAGCCACUUACUCAUUGAAAGGUGUGUGGAAACAUUGUCCAAAGCACAGACAAUAGAUUCAGGCAAAUUUUAGCUAUAGGUAUAUUUACUUAGGAGCUUCCCUAGUGCCUCAGUGGUGGUGAAUCCUCCUGCAAUGCAGGAGAUGUGGGUUUCAUCCCCUAGUCGGGAAGAUCCUCUGGAGAAGGAAAUAGCAACACCCUCCAGUAUUCUUGCCUGGGAAAUCCUAUGGACAUAGGAACCCGGCAGGCUACAGUCCAUGGGGUUGUAAAAGAACUAGACAUGACUUAGUGACUAAACAACAAUAUUUACUUAAGUGUUCAUUAUAAAUACAUACUCCUUGAACAUGUUCUGUCUCCACAGGACAUAGAGCAUGUCUUCAUUAUAAACUCGACAAAAUUCUUAACGUCUUGUUGAAAGAUUUAACUUCAUUGUAUGAAGAGUCAUAGAAAUUCAGUAUGCAAUCCAUUAAAUCCAAGGAGAUGGCACUUGGAAGCAAAUCAUUUAGUACUGAGUUCUAGAAGGUAGACUGUCAACCUCUAAGUCAGUUCUUUUAUAAUACUGCAUUAUACUGACAUUCUAUAUAUUGUCACCUGGUGUCAAAUCAGUUAAUCACAGCAAUGAUACGUAGUAAGUAAAAUUCAUCUAAUACCAGUCCUAGAGACAUUUUAGUGCCAAAAAAGAAUUUAAUCAGUAUUACUACUAAUUAUGUACUUUCUUUACAUGUAAGUUGCUAUGAAUAUGGGCUGUUAGAAUUGCAUAAACAGCCUGACCUUUUAAUUAUACUUUUUAUUGUGUUUUCAUCCAUGGGAAAUGCUAUAAUGAUCUUUUAAAAUUUUUAUUAAUAAAGUGGCAAUAGUUGGCCAUGAAACGUUUCUUUAUUGAUAAGCAUAUUAGUAGGUUAACUCAUCAAAAUUCAGUAAAAACUAUUAACUCUGUCACAAAAGUCAACAUUUCACAGUCUAAAAUAUGGAGUAUGUUUUUCUGCUUUAUCUAGAUUUAACAAUCUACAACUCUGUGAAAAUAAACUCAAAACCAAAGGAAAGAAAGAAAAUAGCUCAUACCUUGUUUUAUUCCAGAGUAGAGGAUGGUGACAGAUUAAGAAAAGCACCAAAAAAGUGACUUCUAGUGAACAAAAUUAGAUUUGAGUAAAGAAUUUUUAUUUCCCUAAAAAAAAUUAAAUACAACAUUUUAGUCAGGAAUUUAUACCCAAACAUGGAUGCUGUUUUUAACACUGCUUUUGAGAUACUUAAAAUACUUUUUUAUUUGAAAAACAGCACCAAAAUCCAUAUUGCUUUAGAAAUCAUCUAGUUUAUCAUCUCGGCCUUACCCUGUUGAAUUCUGCAUGUCUUCUAAAGCAUCUCUCUAGCCUUCUCACUACUGCCUUCUUCCUAAUUCUACCAUCAACAUUCAUUAGCUUUCUGCAAUAUAUUCAGCUGAUUUCUCAUGAUCUUACCCAAACAAACUUUGUAACAUUUGCUUUAUGUAAGGAGAAUAGCUUAUUAUUAACUUAGAAGAGCUAUAGUAGUACUUGACAAUAUAUAUGCAAAAGUAUUUUUAAUUUGAAGAACUUACUGUGCAUCUCACAGGCUUUGUGUUAAAAAAUUUUAAUGUCUAUUUUGUGCUAGAAGCUUAGAAUUGAUAAUGAUUUAAUGUUUAAUCCUGUGCUUACAUUAAAUUCUUUGGGAAGUGCUCACCAGAAAACUGGCUUGAAAUUAUCCUGACUACAAUGUAACUGUUAUAUUCAGUAUGGUAAGAGUUAAGUGUGACUUCUGAAUAAACAUGUCUAUAAUUCUUAGU
This is a messenger RNA of Cervus elaphus (red deer), 8889 nucleotides long. RefSeq lists its product as uncharacterized. The record is from RefSeq and is a predicted model, not a curated record. The transcript has 4 exons. The coding region runs from base 1 to 945 and encodes 314 amino acids. Lineage: Eukaryota; Metazoa; Chordata; Mammalia; Artiodactyla; Cervidae.